AUGAGCGCGCUCCCCGACGAGCUCUGGCUGGCCAUCCUCGAGCAUCUGUCGCGCGACAGCACAGCCCUCGCCGCGCUGGCCCUGGCUAGCAUGGACCUGGCGCGCCUGACACGCCAUCGGCGACUGGCGGAGUUCGAUCUCUACCUGUGCCCCAAGGCACAUUCGCAGCUGCGGCCGCCGCGGCGCCACGAGGCGCGGAAGGGGCGGCUCGGGUUCGCCCUGCGCGCCGACGUAGCGCCGUGGUCUUCUGCAACAUCCACCUCGACGUGGAUGCGCUCCGCCUGCUCUACUCCCGCCCCGGCGCACUGCACCCUCUCCGAGCUCUAUUUCACCGAGGACUGCACGACUGCGUCGCUCGACGACGUCAGGGAUGCGGGCGUCCCACGCUAUGCGCUGACGAAACUCGGCGUGGCGGAGUCCUCCGCGCUGCACCCGCCCGCGUCCGAGGCGCUCUGGGCGCCGUUCCUCGCCGGGCAAUCCACGCGGCUCGUGGAAGUCUAUCUCGGCGUGCUGCCGCACGAAUGGUCCGCCCAUCUGGACGCCAUGCCCGCCAACCCGCACCUCGCGACGCUGCACUGCGUCUGGUCGGCCAGCGCGAUGCGCGCCAACCUCGCCCUGCUCCGCAAGUUCCCGAACCUCCGCGCGCUCUCCGUCAGGCUGUUCAACACCGGCGCGGCGUACCGGCACGCCGCCGACAGCAACAAGACCCCCGAUCUCCCGCGCCUGGCGCACGUCGUGCUCGACCACCCGCCGUUCCUCGCGCUCUUCGCACAUCUUGGCGCGCUCGCCGCCGUCACGCUGCCGCCGUGCAAUCCCGCGCAGCUCCGCGAUCUCGUGACCAAUGAUCCCGGCAUACGGGCGCUCGCGCCGCGCCUGCGAUAUCUCCAUCUGAAGAUCCUCCCCGUGCCGAGCUGGCGGCACGCGCUCCUGCCGCUCGGCGCCUUCUCCGGCCUGCGGCAUCUGUGCCUGGAGCUGCCCGUCCCCCUCGCGCCCGUCGAUGCGCCCCUGCUCCGCACCGUGGCGCCCACGCUGCAGACGCUCGCGGUCAGACACAGGGCGCCGGGGCGCUCGGUGGAUCGCGCUGCAGAGUCUUCCGCUGCCCGCGGUGCCGAUACCAGCAGUGUGCCCGCGGAGACAGCGCAGCUGCGCGCGGCCAUCGUCGCGCAGUGCCCUCUGCUCGCGGCGCUCUGGCUGGACGUCUCCGUCGGCCGCACCGCCGGCGCCGACGGCGGGACGUAUGUCUGGGAGCGGGCGGGACCGAGCGGCACGGAGCGGCAGAUUUACAAGGGUACCAGGGCUAAGCGCCGCGAGUUUACCGAGUGGUGGGAGAGCUACACGCCGAGCAUUCGGAGGAUCUGGAAGCCGUAA
Messenger RNA from Mycena indigotica, 1368 nucleotides. RefSeq lists its product as uncharacterized. The coding region runs from base 1 to 1368 and encodes 455 amino acids. The record is from RefSeq and is a predicted model, not a curated record. NCBI's taxonomy places the organism in Eukaryota, Fungi, Basidiomycota, Agaricomycetes, Agaricales, Mycenaceae. The transcript is spliced from 4 exons.